Molecule: messenger RNA, 324 nt
Organism: Prosopis cineraria
Lineage: Eukaryota; Viridiplantae; Streptophyta; Magnoliopsida; Fabales; Fabaceae
Product: putative RING-H2 finger protein ATL69
Exons: 1
Coding region: 1-324 (107 amino acids)
Source: RefSeq, a predicted model, not a curated record
AUGUGUAGAGGGAAGAGAAGAGAGAACGAAGAGCGAAGGCAGGGGAGAAAUAUGGAACUAAAUAUUGCUGGCAGGUCCUCUGUAGUAGUUAUGGGGCUUGAUGGAGCAACCAUAGAGAAGUAUCCGAUGACCCGCAUUGGUGAUAGUGGAAGACUGCCCGACCCGAACAACAACGUGUGCUCUAUAUGUCUCAGUGACUACCAACCCGAGGACACGUUAAGGACUAUCCCAGAUUGCAAUCACUACUUUCACGCCCAAUGCAUAGAUGGAUGGCUCCGCAUGAAUGCUACUUGUCCCUUGUGUCGAAAAUUACCCCACUCUUAA